AUGAAGUACAUCGACGAUGAUGUCCGCCGCCGCCACACCUUCGACAAGCGCAGACAAAGGCUUUUCCAGGAGGCAAGAGAUUUGUCCAUCCUAUGUGGAACUGAGUAUGCGCUCGUUGUCGCUUCGGACUCGCAAAUCUUCACCGAAGCGUCCCCGAAUCUCGCCGGAUUGCUCUCCGAUGAGGGAAGGAAUGCUAUCCUUGAUUGCCUGCAUGGGAAGGUUGGAGAGAGCGACGCUGCGGAUGGAGCGAGGGCGAUCAACCAAAGUCCUUCUCCACCGGCCCCGGAUAUUGAGAAUAGAGCGGCAGUCUAG
Messenger RNA from Tricharina praecox, 312 nucleotides. RefSeq lists its product as uncharacterized. Lineage: Eukaryota; Fungi; Ascomycota; Pezizomycetes; Pezizales; Pyronemataceae. The record is from RefSeq and is a predicted model, not a curated record. The transcript is spliced from 3 exons. Gene Ontology annotation, molecular function: DNA binding; protein dimerization activity. The coding region runs from base 1 to 312 and encodes 103 amino acids.